Messenger RNA from Scomber japonicus (chub mackerel), 4039 nucleotides. Its product is annotated as immunoglobulin-like and fibronectin type III domain-containing protein 1. NCBI's taxonomy places the organism in Eukaryota, Metazoa, Chordata, Actinopteri, Scombriformes, Scombridae. The record is from RefSeq and is a predicted model, not a curated record. Gene Ontology annotation, molecular function: protein binding. The transcript has 16 exons. The coding region runs from base 72 to 3068 and encodes 998 amino acids.
UUCUCCUUAGUGCUGACAAGAAAGACUAUGAGCGCAUCUGUGCUGAGUACGGUAUCAAAGACUUCCGUGGCAUGCUGAAGAAACUUAACGAAAUGAAGAGAGAGAGAGAGGAGGAGCUUGCGGCGUUUGUGUCACACAUCAACACGCUGAAACAUAUUGAUGUGAAGGACAAUGACUGUGCAACAAUUGAGCUGGACAUGGACCUCAAGGAUCCAACCAGCAAAAUCUUUGUGUACAAGGAUGGCGUCAUGAUUCAAUUCUCGAAAGAAGAGUCUGACGGGAUAAAACACUGUUUGAAACAAGUUGGCAAGAAAUUUGUAUUUACAAUUAAAAAACUAGGCAAAGAUGAUGCUGGACUGUACUCAGUGGAUGUUGAGGGCGUCAAUGUAUUCUCCUCAGAAUUUAAAGUGCCUGAAGUUGACUUUGCUGUCAAAAUACGAGAGGUUAAGGCAACAGAGCGAGAGGACGCCCUCUUUCAGUGUGUCCUGACUUCACCCAUGGAUGAGAUCAAAUGGCUUGGCAAAAAUGCUCCAUUGACAAAUGGUGAAAAACAUGUAAUCUCUUGUUCUGAAGAUAAACUUAUCCACAAGUUGAUCGUACGUGACUGUAUGCCUUUGGAUGCUGGUAUCUAUGCGGCGGUGGCAGGAAUCAAAUCUUGCAAUGCCUGGCUUGUGGUUGAAGACCCAGGAGUUCACUUUCAUGCUGGGCUAUCUGACUGCAAAGCCAUUAUUGGAGAAGCAGCAGAGCUGGAAUGUAAAGUGAGCAGAGAAGACUGUGAGGGAAAAUGGUACAAAGAUGGAAGUGAGAUUCAAGCAUCUGACGAUAUAACCAUUACAAAAGACGGAACUUUCCACAGGCUGAGAAUUAACAAAGUCACAGAGGACCAUUCUGGAAAAUAUAAAUUUGAAGCAGAUGGACGGAAGACAGAGUCCUUGAUUAUUGUUGAAGAUCCACCCAGAUUUGAUCCUGAAGAACUGGAAAUAUUUAAAACUCCAGUAACCGUGAAGAAAGGACACAAAGCUUCCUUCAAAUUACCUUUUGUUGGAAAGGAUCCUAUAAAAGUUCAGUGGUACCUUGACGGUGAAGAGCUAUCAGAAGAAUCAAAUAUCAAGAUAGAGAACUCCGAGGGUUACACCCGUCUGCAUCUAAUGAAGCUGCAGCGCAAGGACAGUGGUGAAGUCAAGAUAAAACUCAAAAAUGAGUUUGGCACUAUUGAGGCCUUCAGCCAGCUUAUUGUACUGGAUAAACCCACUCCUCCAAUGGGACCUCUGGAGAUUGUCGAAGCUUCCGCUUCUCAAAUUGAUUUCAAGUGGAGAACCCCAAAAGAUUGCGGUGGCUGCAAGAUCGACAACUACAUCCUUGAAAGAAAUCAAGUUGGCCGCAAUACCUGGAAGAAGUUGGGGCCAAUUGGUCCUGAUGCCAAAUACAAGGACACAGAUGUAGACCAUGGCAGGAGGUACUGCUACCGUAUAAGAGCAGAGACUGAAAUGGGCAUCAGCGAGCUGAUGGAAACAGAAGACAUUCAAGCUGGAACAAAAGCAUACCCUGGACCUCCAUCAGCACCAAAGAUUGUCAGUGCCUUCAAGGACUGCAUCAACCUCUCCUGGAGUCCUCCUUCAAACACUGGAGGAACCAAUAUUCUGGGAUACAACCUUGAAAAACGCAAGAAGGGCAGCAAUCUGUGGGGCCAAGUCAAUCCACAUACUGAGAUGAUCAAAGGACACAAAGGAUUUGGUGUUAAAGAUGUGAUUGAGGGCAUUGAGUACGAAUUUCGUGUGUCAGCCAUCAAUAACUCUGGAGCGGGUGAAUACAGUGCACCAUCUGAGUUUGUGUUUGCCAGAGACCCUAAAAAGCCUCCUGGUAAAGUCAUAGACCUUAAAGUGACAGAUUCCACCUACACAACCCUGUCCCUGGCUUGGACCAAACCCAAGGACAUUGAGGGGGUUGAGGAUGAAGCCAAGGGAUAUUUUGUGGAGAUCAGGCCUGCGGAAAGCACAGAGUGGGAACGCUGCAAUACAAGUCUAGUAACCUUGAAUUUCUAUACUGUAAAAGGCAUGAAGUCCAUGGCCAUGUACUGGGUGAGAGUCAUUGCUGUCAAUGAUGGAGGAGAUGGAGAGCCGCAGGAGCUGGACAAUUACAUCCUCGCUAUGCCUCCUCCUGUGAGACCACGAUUCACAGAUAACAAAAUCAAGAGUUUCAUGGUGGUGAGGGCAGGAAAUUCUGCACGAUUCAACAUUAAUUUUGAGGCCUCUCCAUGGCCAGACGUCACCUGGUUGAAAGAUGGAGUGCCAGUGUCUAAAAAGGUGACAGUCAGCAAUGCAGAGGCCACAUCUCAGCUUCUGAUUGCUUCUUCUGAGCGCUCAGACUCUGGAAUCUAUACUAUCAUUGUUAAGAACGUUGUUGGUCAAGAAACAUUCAGCAUUGAAAUUAGAGUCACAGAUGAGCCGAAGCCACCAGGUCCAGUGGAGGUUGAUGAAAAUGUGCCUGGCACAGUGACCAUUUCUUGGACCCCAUCUCCAGAUGAGAAACGUGAUGACAGGCUGCACUACAUGGUGACUAAGCGCGAUUCAAACAAGAGAUCAUGGCACACAAUUGCAGAUCGCAUCUUCAACAAUAAAUUCACAGCCUGCAACAUCAUGCCGGACAGAGAAUAUCAGUUCCGUGUCUAUGCAAAGAAUGACAUGGGCUCCUCCAAUCCCUCUGAAUCACCAAAGUGGCUGAUUACAAGCAAAAAAGAAAAAUUCACUUUGACCAUGCCUGAAAGAAAGACCUGUGAUCUGCAGUGUCCUCCCAAGUUCAUUGUCCCAUUGAAAAUGCAUGCUGCUCCUCAAGGGUAUGAAUGCUACAUGAGCUGUGCUAUAAAAGGAGAUCCAACACCUCAUGUGACAUGGCUCCGCAACAAUAUCAGUCUGAAUACCAACACCAACUAUCUCAUCUCCAACACCUGUGGAGUCUGCUCUAUGCUUAUAUUAAGGGUUGGACCUAAAGACAUGGGGGAGUACACAGUUGUUGCAGAAAGCCCUAUGGGGAGGGCAGAGUGCUCCACUAAACUCAGUGUCAGAGAUUAAAUAAACCCCAUGAAGAUGGCCGACUUGUUCUAAAACCCUGACAUAAAUUAAGUUUCAAUUUCAGUUUACAGAUAAUGCAUACUGUAUCUUUAGAGUUGAGACAGCCCAGAUAAAUGCACAAUGUAGUAUUAAAAAUAUUGCUUGUGACACUUUCCUUUUAAGUUGUUUUCUGUUUGAGUUCAACAAAUUCCUACAAAUAACGGUAUUUAUUCAAGGUAGUAGUCAGAAUAAGGUCUUAGGCAAACAUAUGUUAGUGAAAUAGAAGCCACAACAUGUUUUGUUUGAUUCUAUGUGCAAUCCUAAUUUUAACAAAGAAGCUUGAAAUAAUUAUACUGUGGAAUUUUGCAUGUUUUACAUCUAGAUCAGAAACAGCAAAUAUUCACCUUAUGUAACUAUAACAACAGCGCAAAUAUUUAAAUACAGAACUGAGAACUGUGUAGUUGUGUUUUAUUGGUUUUUAAAGUACAAUUUAAAGAAAAUGUGUUUUAUUUAAAGCUUAUGACAGUACAGAUAGGUGACAGAUUAAAGGAAAAAACAACAUCAAGUGUUUUAGUACAGUGUUGGGCCACCACUGAUGACAUCUAUUUUGCACAAUAUUCCCUCAUUUAGUGUUUUGAUGAUGGUCGAAAAUCUCUUGUGCCAUAUGGAUGGGGGCAUUUUCAUCCUGGAAGAGACCACUCCUAUCAGGAUAGAGCUGUUUAAUCAUAGUACAGUAUCUCAUUCACUCUGAUCACCCAGAACAACUUUGUAUUGAUUUGCAGUGACAAGUGGACCCAAACCAUGCCAGCAAAAUGCCCCCCACAGCAUAACCCCCUCAGUAUUGGGGUGAAACAUUCAGACUUGUACUAUUUUUUCCUUUAAUACGUUACUUGUGUGUCUGUUCUGGUAUCUUUCAAUUUAUUUUUAGGUGUCAGGUUUCUGUUAAUGUGUUUAGAGACUUGUUGAAAUCAUGAUUUUCCUUCAAUUAUGGA